Zingiber officinale is the source of this 903-nucleotide messenger RNA. Its product is annotated as probable leucine-rich repeat receptor-like protein kinase At1g68400. The record is from RefSeq and is a predicted model, not a curated record. Bases 1 to 903 code for a protein of 300 amino acids. NCBI's taxonomy places the organism in Eukaryota, Viridiplantae, Streptophyta, Magnoliopsida, Zingiberales, Zingiberaceae. Gene Ontology annotation, biological process: protein phosphorylation. The transcript has 2 exons. Gene Ontology annotation, molecular function: protein tyrosine kinase activity; ATP binding.
AUGUACCUGUGGCUGAGGAAGAAACUAUUGAAAUCCCUGGGUAGUGCCGACGAGAUCGAGAUCGCGGAGUUGAAGGAGAAGGAGAAAGGGCUGAUUUGCUUCGAAGGAUGGGAGGAUCUGCGGCUGGAUUGCCUUCUGAAAGCGUCGGCAGAGGUGCUCGGAAAGGGAUUUUCUGGAAGCGCUUACAAAGCCGCCCUCGAGGACGGCAUUAUCGUCGCCGUCAAGCGGCUGAGCGCGGUGCAUUUUUCGGCUGCGCAGGGAGGUAAGGUAUUCGAUCGCCAGAUCCGUAUCAUCGGGAGGGUGCGGCAUCCCAAUGUGGUGAGCCUGGAGGCAUUUUGCGAUGCUCACGAGGAGAAGCUGCUCGUCUACAACUACAUGCACAAACCCCGUUGCAGAGAGACAAACGCUAGAUUGAGCCACCCGGAAGAGGAUUCUGGUGACCGCCGGCGACGGACUUGUGUUCAUCCACAAGUUUCCGACGAGGUACCCGCUAGUGCGCGCCAACCUGAAGCCGUCAAACAUUCUGAUCGACGAGCAGGGCAACGGGGGUGCGUGUCCGAGUGGGGGAUCAUGCGCUUCGCCGCCAACAUCCGCUGCUCGCCGGGUGACCCUUCAGGCUGCUCCUCUGACAGAGGGACCUUCACGGCGGUCGCCCCAGCGAGUCAGAGGUACCUGGCGCCGGAGCUGGCGAGCGGGAAGGAGCAGGCUACGCAGGAGUCCGACGUCUACAGCUUCUGUAUGAUGAUACAGAAAGUGGCAACGGAUAAGGAAAUGGAGGACGGAGAACUUCAGGAAGAGGAGAUCAGCGAGAUGGUGAAAAUUGCGCUGUUGUGCACGGCGGGGAGGCCAGAGAAAAGGCCCGAGAUGAGUCAAGUUGUGAGAAUGAUGGGCGAGUUCUUGUGA